AUGUCGGAGCCCCACAGGGUCCAGUUCACCUCUCUCCCAGGUUCUCUGAAUCCUGUGUUUUUGAAGAAAUCCCGGAAGGAGGACGUUGGGGGAGCAGAGCAGCAUCAGGACUCUGAGCCGGCUGCAGCAGCUGUUCGGAUUACACUCACCCUCUUUGAGCCAGAUCACAAGCGCUGCCCGGAAUUCUUCUACCCAGAGCUUGUGAAGAAUAUACGAGGGAAAGUGAAAGGCUUUCAAACUGGAGACAAGAAGAAAGAUCUCUCGGAUCCUUUUAAUGAUGAAGAAAAGGAAAGGCAUAAAGUGGAGGCCCUUGCCCGGAAAUUUGAAGAAAAAUAUGGUGGAAAAAAACGUAGAAAAGACCGACUACAGGACUUGAUUGAUAUGGGGUAUGGUUAUGAUGAAUCUGAUUCCUUCAUCGAUAACUCUGAGGCGUAUGAUGAGCUUGUUCCUGCUUCUUUGACUACAAAGUAUGGAGGAUUUUACAUUAACUCAGGAACCCUGCAAUUUCGACAAGCAUCAGAAUCUGAGGAUGACUUUAUUAAAGAAAAGAAGAAAAAAUCUCCAAAGAAGCGGAAGUUGAAGGAAGGUGGUGAAAAGAUAAAGAAGAAGAAAAAAGAUGACACUUACGACAAGGAGAAGAAAUCGAAAAAGUCCAAGUUUUCCAAAGCCGGCUUCACAGCCCUCAAUGCCAGUAAAGAGAAGAAAAAAAAGAAAUAUUCUGGGGCUUUGAAUGUUAAAGAGAUGCUAAAGAGAUUUCAUAAGGAUAAAGAGGCUCAGAGAAAGAGGAAUGAAGAGCAUAAGUCUGUAGCGGUCUCGUCAGCAGAAGCUCAGGGCUUACGGGAAUUGGAGGGCACCUCUGACCCUUUGCUGUCGCUCUUCGGCUCCACUUCUGACAAUGACUUGCUUCAGGCAGCCACUGCCAUGGACUCACUGACUGAUUUGGACUUGGAGCAUCUGCUCAGUGAGUCUCCAGAAGGAAGCCCCUUCCGCGAUAUGGAUGAUGAAAGCGAUUCCCUUGGGGUGGGACUGGACCAGGAAUUCAGGCAGCCCUCUUCCCUCCCUGAAGGCCUGCCUGCACCCCUGGAGAAGCGCAUUAAGGAGCUGGCUCAGGCUGCCAGAGCUGCUGAGGGAGAGAGCAGACAGAAGUUCUUCACCCAGGAUAUUAAUGGCAUCCUCUUAGACAUAGAGGUGCAAACUCGGGAGCUGAGUAGCCAGGCUCGUUCUGGGGUAUAUGCCUAUCUUGCUUCAUUCCUGCCCUGCAGCAAGGACACCCUGGUCAAGCGUGCUCGAAAGCUUCACCUCUGUGAACAGGGAGGGCGUCUGAAGGAACCUCUCCAGAAGCUUAAGGAAGCCAUUGGCAGGGCAAUGCCAGAGCAGAUGGCCAGGUACCAAGAUGAAUGCCAGGCCCAUACACAAGCCAAGGUUGCUAAGAUGCUGGAGGAGGAGAAAGACAAGGAGCAGAAAGAACGGAUUUGUUCUGAUGAGGAAGAAGAUGAAGAAAAGGGGGGCAGGAGGAUAAUGGGACCCCGGAAGAAAUUUCAGUGGAAUGAUGAAAUCAGGGAGCUGCUCUGCCGGGUGGUGAAGAUAAAACUGGAGAACUAUGAUGAGAAGAACAACAAAGUCCAUUCUUGGGAAGAUUAUGUGAAGGUGUUUCUGGAUGCUGAGGUCAGACCUCUCUGGCCUAAAGGCUGGAUGCAGGCCAGGACUCUGUUUAAGGAGAGCAGACGAGGCCAUGGGCACCUGACAUCAAUCCUGGCCAAGAAGAAAGUAAUGGCUCCUUCCAAAAUCAAGGUGAAGGAAUCAUCUAUUAAACCUGAUAAAAAGGUUUCCGUCUCAUCAGGCCAGAUUGGCGGCCCACUAGCUUUGCCUUCAGAACACCCAGGAGGAGGCCUGAAUUCUGGAGCUGCAAACAGGGAGCUUUCGUCCCAGGCUUUGGGCAGCCAAACGAAUCCUGUUCCUGUCAGCCUGGAGAACUCGUUGGAUGGAGACUUGAUCCAUAAUUCAGCCUCCUCAUUGGAGGCUGUGUCGAAGGAACUGGCUGCGCUGAACAGCAGAGCAAGUGGGAGCUCCGAGUUCACAUUGCCUGCACCCUCAAAAGUGCCUGCAGAAAAAGUUGCAGGUGUUUCAAGUACGGAAGAAAAAAGGAACUUUCCGAAGGCUAGCCCUUCUGCCCCACCACCCUCCAGCUCUUUGCAGUCACCCCUCAAUUUUCUGGCUGAACAGGCUCUGGCACUAGGGCAGUCCUCUCAGGAGAAAAAACCAGAGAGUUCUGGCUAUAAAGAGCUGUCCUGUCAGGUUUCCCUGAGCAAGAGCCUGCCAGAAGGGCACCAGUCCAAAGCGAAACACCAUGGUUUGCCACGGACGUCUCAUGCACCCCAGACAGCAGCUCCCGUGCCUGGCCCCCAAGUAAAAGUCUUUCAUGCAGGCACUCAACAACAAAAGAGUUUCACGCCCCCAGCUCCAUUUGUCAGUAAACUCCAAGGCCCAAAGCCUUCUUCCCCACAGUGUCAUCGUUCCUUCAUGCAGCUUAUGAAGACGGCAGCCAAAGGCCAGAGCUUCCAUUCCUCCACACCAGCCUCUUCAGGAGGCACGCCAGCCUCCAGCAGUAGUUCUCAUAAGACCCCAGCCUUGUCCUCCGCUGCCCUGAGCCAUCCAGCAAAACAGCACUCAGCCAGCUCCUCAGGGCCAUCUUAUAAGAAUAGCCCUUUUGCCGGCUCUAUCUCCAAACAUGGGAUUUCUUCUGGCAGCUCUUCUGUAGGAACACCAGUCCAGAGCUCCACUUCCGGGAAUCUGCUCCCCGGUGCACAGCCUGCCUCUACAGGACAGCCUGCCAGCCGACCUGUCCCAGGCUCUGCAGUGAAAAAACCAUCUGUUUCCCAGAAGCUGACCCUGGUGGCCCCUCCGGGGGGUCCAAGUGGAGAUUCUAGUGGUGGGACCCAGGGAGUGGCCAAGUUACUGACCUCCUCCCUGAAGCCCAGUGCAGUUAGCAGCGUGACAUCGUCUACCUCCUUGCCAAAAGGAACAAGUGGGGCUGUGCUACUGACCAGCUCAUCGCCCUUAAAUCUGCUAUCCUCAUCCUACAAGACAGGCGGCCCAAAGCUGCCUGGGUCUGUGAACUCAAACUCCCUGGGGAUCAUCUCUCCGUUUCCUCUCCGUGUACUCUCCUUUAGUGCUGACUCCUCUGCCAAAGCAGGGGUCUCCAAGGAUGCCAUCGUCACGGGACCCGCCCCUGGGACGUUUCAUCAUGGCCUCAGCCACAGUCUCCUGGCUGGCUUGCACUCCAGCCCGCCCCACACAGCACCUCUCCCACACGCUGCCGUGUCUACCCACGUCCCACAGAAUCUCCCAGAUGCUUCUCAGCUUCAUGGGAAAGGGGCUGGUGUUCCACGGAAAUUGUGA
Molecule: messenger RNA, 3399 nt
Organism: Pipistrellus nathusii (Nathusius's pipistrelle)
Lineage: Eukaryota; Metazoa; Chordata; Mammalia; Chiroptera; Vespertilionidae
Source: the annotation of a GenBank genome assembly